AUGCAGCCUCCACCCCUGACGCAGCCUCCACCACUGACGCAGCCCCUCACCCCUGACGCAGCCUCCACCCUGACGCAGUCUUCACCCCUGACGCAGUCUUCACCCCUGACGCAGUCUUCACCCCUGACGCAGCCUUCACCCCUGACGCAGCCUCCACCCCUGACGCAGCCUCCACCCCCUGACGCAGCCUCCACCCCUGACGCAGCCUCCACCCCUGACGCAGCCUUCAUCCCUGACGCAGCCUCCACCCCUGACGCAGCCUUCACCCUGACGCAGCCUCCACCCCGGACGCAGCCUCCACCCCUGUCGCAGCCUCCAUCCCUGACGCAGCCUCCACCCCUGACGCAGCCUCCACCCUGA
Procambarus clarkii (red swamp crayfish) is the source of this 360-nucleotide messenger RNA. NCBI's taxonomy places the organism in Eukaryota, Metazoa, Arthropoda, Malacostraca, Decapoda, Cambaridae. The record is from RefSeq and is a predicted model, not a curated record.